CCAGGACCCCGCAUUCACUAUAUCUGUUCUCCCACAGUACACACAACAUGGAAAUGCAAUUCUUUUAGAAAAUAUAAACUGAAAAAUACCUUUUCUCAUCAGCAGUUAGAGCAGCCUUGUGACUUCCAUCAGUGUCCAGCCGAGCACUGGGUAAAGCUUGUAGGAGGAGUUUUCAUUCUCCUCUCACUGUCCUAUGAGACUGCACUGCCCUAUCAGAACUGUCUGGACAGUGCUGAUUGGCCCUGUGCUGAUCACAUGCACUCUCCCCAGAAAAAAAAAAAAACCCCUCUCUAGCAAUACACACCAAACUGAGAAU
This is a messenger RNA of Staurois parvus, 316 nucleotides long. The record is from the annotation of a GenBank genome assembly. Lineage: Eukaryota; Metazoa; Chordata; Amphibia; Anura; Ranidae.